CUCAGUCUCAUCGCGCUCUUUGGGUCAUCAAGUUGUGUCUUUUGCUUAUCUUGAACUGAAAUUACUGAAAAAUAUUGACUAUUUUUUUGAUAAGAAUUCGACCUUUAAUAAGAAUUAUUUUAUUUUGACUGUUUUAAUGAUGAAAAGACGGAAAAAGUGAGAAUUUAAUAAAAAUUGUGUGAAUUUUCAAUCUUUACAUGCCAAAAACUCAUGCUCGAAAGUGAAGAUUAAACUUAAAAAGUCUGGAAAAGUGUUAAAAAAUUAAAUUUCAAUUUUACAAACAAAAUCUCAAAGUUUAUUAAGCAAAAUAUCGUGUAAAGUGCACUAAACAGCAUCGACGUGCGUCAGUCGAAAGUAAAAACAGGAAGAAAAAAACAAUAAAUAAAGUUCGAAGACCAUAAAAAUAACUUUUAGUAUUAAAAACAAUCAAUUCUUAAAUCCUUAAACAAUGGAGCUCAACGCAACAGGAUUUAUGCUUCAAACAAUGUUCUUCCUCGUCAAUCAUAAUGCAACAGAUUUUAUGGACACAGUUUUCAAUGAAGUCGCUCCACAGCCAGUCGAUCCAAAUGAGACGAGAUGUUUUGGUUCUUAUGGAUGCUUUCCGAUUGGAUAUCCAUGGACGUCGGAGCAGAGAGCACAUAGUGUGUUCCCAUUUGGUCCAUCAAUCCUAGACGUUAAGUUCAACGCCUUCACCAGAAAGCACAGAAAAGUUCCAAAGCUUCUGGACAUCAACGACCCAUACACAAUAGUCGAUGCUGGUGUCAGUCCAUCACAUCCAAUAUACUUUGUCACUCACGGAUUUUUAGAGUUUGGUGGAGCUCCGUGGAUAAGAAAAAUGCGAGAGGAACUUCUGAUCAACAAUAAGCAUUCAACAGUAAUUGUGAUAGACUGGAAAGGUGGCUCGUCGCCUCCUUAUUAUCAAGCUGUAUCGAAUAUUCGAUUAGUUGGUGCCAUUGUGGCUCAUAUGAUUUAUACAAUUUAUGAGGAGCUAAAGUUGAGGAACUUGGAUGAUGUUCAUCUGAUUGGACAUAGUUUAGGUGCUCAUAUGAGUGGAUAUGCUGGAUACUAUCUGCAAAAGGACUUUGAACUUAAAUUGGGUAGAAUUACAGGAAUGGAUCCAGCAGGUCCUUAUUUCUUAGGCACUGAGCAAAUGGUCAGACUGGACUUCUCAGACGCUAAAUAUGUGGACAUAAUUCACUCAGAUGCUUCACUUCUUGUUGAACGAGGUUUUGGUAUAAGACAGAGUAUCGGUCAUGUUGACUUUUAUCCAAAUGGUGGAGAUAAUCAGCCUAAAUGUAGUAAUUCAGUCAACGUAGCAUGCGAUCAUGUCCACUCAGUCGAGCUAUUUACUGAAAGUAUCAACUCAAAAUGCCAAUUCAUGUCAAUCACAUGCGAGAGCUAUGAAUCAUUCAAAAAAGGUCUUUGCAAUCGAUGUAAUAGGAACAGCAAUUAUUGCAUAAGAUUCGGAUUCAACAGCUUUGCAAGCUACAAAUCAAUAUUCUCAAAAGGCUAUGCAAAUCCAGGAUUUUUAACAUCAAUUCCAACAUACUUGAUGACAUCAGAUAAGGAACCAUUUUGUAGGGUUCACUAUAAAGUCUUUGUUAAAGUUGCCAGCAACGAUGAAAGUCGAAUGCACGGCGGUGAAGUUGGAUUUAUUUACCUAAAAUUAAGAAGCUCACAUGGUGAUGGACAGAAAUUUUUACUAAAUCAACAGUCAAUUCACUUUGCACCAGGCAAGAAUUUCACAUUUUUAGCGAUUGGCGAUGAAGUUGAGGACAUAAAGUCAGUCAUUGUGGAUUACAAGCAUAAAUCGACAGCAAAUCCACUAACUUGGCGAGUUUUCACACCGAAAAUUUAUCUCGAAUAUAUUUUAAUCCAGUCAAUGGAACAAAGUGACAGCGUGGAGCUGAAAUUAUGUCCGAGUCAUGAAACUCCAAUAUCAAGUGGGGAAGGGCUGCUGUUCCAAUGGGAAUCAUGUGAAUAUCAAAUGAGGAAAGAGGCGAGGGAGAGAAUUAAAUAAAAUAAAUGUAAACUUUAGGAUUAAUAAAAAAAUGAUAAUUUUAAAUAAUAAAU
Chironomus riparius is the source of this 2073-nucleotide messenger RNA. NCBI's taxonomy places the organism in Eukaryota, Metazoa, Arthropoda, Insecta, Diptera, Chironomidae. The record is from the annotation of a GenBank genome assembly.